AUAAAAAAUAUUACCUGGUAAUUUCGAAAAAUCAUUUAAAAAUGCUUUUUCAUAAGUAUUUGGACUUUGGACAAAAAAACAAGCAUGAUUAACCGAUUCACAUAAAUAGAACAUAACCGAUUAACAAUAUAUUGCCUUUUAUUCAUUUGAUUAGGCCUAUAAUAAAAUCGAACAUCAGAUAUAGGCUACAUGUAGUGAGACUGAUGUCAAGUUAUCUUGAGACAAAAUUGUUCCGGCUUUCCAAUUGAUUCCCGUGAUGUUAAUUCGAGUAUUCUCUGGAAUAAUCAUAACAUGCAAAUACGAUAGGUAUCUAAAACGACAGGUUCUCCGUGGCCCUUUUCGCCUGCCAUACAUAUGUGACGUAUUAUUUUGAGUUCAGAGCGCACCCUCUUGAAAAUCCAUGUACAGCUGGUUUAGUUUUCUCUCCUGCCAGAAUGUUCCACUCUUCCGAUCAGACUUAGCCUAAAUUAACGCAUUGAGUUUCGAUUCAAGUUUUGGAUUAACUCGUCUAAACUGAAAUUAUAUUUGGACCCGUAUAUAGUACUGCUUGACUUAUUGUGGAGUUGAUCGUUUAUUUUGGAAAGUUAUGGACAUCACUAAAAAGAUGGCUGUAGAGAACACAGGGGAAGUGCCAACUUGCCAGUUCCACCGGUUUCGUUUUCGAUUCAAUGCUCCAGGGGAAAGUGAAGUUGAAGUUUCCUGCACAAGCUGUGGCACAAGCUGUGGCACUGUCUUACAGGCACUAGAAACAAGCUGUGAAUUCAAGGACAGAAAUUUGAGAGAAGGAACAUUUCUAAUUGAAAUAAAGAAGAAAGGGUACAUAGUACCACAUUUCCCAUGCAAGUUAAUCGGAGAAAACGAAUUGCUCGUCAUCUCAGUUGAGAAGACCAGUGGAGAAGCCUCUAAGGAAACCCAAAUACCCAAACCUAAGGACGAAAGUGAAAAACUUCAGUACGAAAGUGACAAGUUAAUCACAUUUUACAUGAAAGAACGAGGUGGAAAGAACAUGAUAAAAAAGCCAUUCCUAAAAAACAGCAAACUUAAGUCUAAUGGCCACCCUCUCUACAUAUUUGCAAUCAAUGGGGAAACAUUGCAAGACGCACUUCAGAGGGAUGGACGGUUGUCAAACUUUGUUUUUGGAAAGAAAUAUUAUUUUACGGACGUUGACUCGGAUGCAAGUCUCACAGUGGAAUUCAGUUUAAAGGCUGAUUCCCUGAAUGGACGUAGGUUUGAGAUAUGCAUGAAAACCGAGGAGAGAGGCGGGAAAAAACUUUCAUCUGAUUUAACACCCGUGGUUGGUCCACCACAGCCUUCUACGAGCAUAAAACCUGAAGGCACAACCAAUUCCAAAUCUCCAAAGACAUGCAAAGAAGAAGGGACCGCAAGAAAGUUGUCUUUUAGUAAAAGGCAGGAAUGUGUUAUGCCAGAUUAUGAUGAACUUUUGAACAUUCUACGAAACCAAUUUGGGCCGUUGGUAGAACAGAUGAUGAAAAACCACAAUAAGAAAACGUACUCCAGUCUGCUAAGUCAAAUACGUGGGACAUUUGGAAAAAGAAGCAGUGGCUUUUCAACAUGCCAUAGUGUCAGUAAACUGUUGAUGUUGGCUCGCUCUGUAUGUAAGAUCUAUGCUGCCAAACAAGGCACUGGGUUUCUGUUGUUUGAUCGCUAUAUUCUGACAAAUGCCCACCUGUUUGAAAACAAUGGGGAGCGGUUCAUUGAUGAUCAACAAAAACUACUCUGUGAAGUGAUGGUCACAUUUGAAAUUGAGAAUCUAGACUCAGACGAUGUAAAUGUAGAGAGGAUCCCAGUGAAGCGAGAUCUUCUUGACUUUCAGUUGGGCUUAAAUUACUUUCAACAAUAUGUUGACUAUGCUGUCCUUGAACUUGAGGAUCACGUUUCUUUCAAUGGACUUCUCUGCCAAUAUGGCCAUGAGCCCAAAAGUGGUGAUGUUUGUAUCUUCGGACACCCAGAUGGACACAAGAAGAAAAUGGAUUUUACCAUAGUCAUUGAGGGUGAGAAAAGAAUAGAGACAUUGAAAACAAGAAUGGGGGAAGGAAUCAAUUCUUAUUAUCUGAGGGAUGAUUUGAACAGGGUCACGUCUCAAAAGACCAAUAUUGUGACCUAUGACACCAGUUUAUUUCAUGGAGCCUCUGGUGGUCCAGUCUUUGAUGACUCUCUUCAGGUCAUUGGCAUGCAUACUGGUGGGUUGCCAUAUGAAAAGGAUUCAACAAAGAGUUUUAUUGAGUAUGCCAUCCCUAUCAGAACCAUACUGCAAAACUUCCUGAUAAACAUGACGAUAGGAAACAAAGAAAAGAUUUUGGUCAAAUUCACAAAACAAGCCACGACAUUCCCUUUUCUUUUACAAGUCAUUACUACCCUUAUCAACUACAUUAUACAAAACUGCGACCCCUCUGACAUCACUGCCUUAAAACUCUGGAAAACAGUGAUGGAAAGUGAAGAAUGCAAUCCAAAAGUUUUCACUGACCUAAAGAAUGAGAUUGACAGACAAAUAUGUAAUGUGCAGGUGUCUGAUACACCCAGCAUCUCUGAAAACUGGCAAAUGUAUACAGAAAAUCAAGGGAGUUGAAUAGUACCACAAUAUGGGAGGACAUGUGACGAUUAACGUAGUCUUCGCAAGCACAGAAAAAAGAACACUACAAGCUAGGUUGUUUUUUUUGGUCUAGAAAUGGGGCUCCUAAAAAUGGCCUUGACGUUCUUCCUAUUUUCCUCCUUCAAAGUUGCAUGGCAUUAUACACUUUGGUAAUAUUGUGACCUCUGACCGACACUCGCAGGCAUUUCCUAGUCGCACCUUACAAAGAACUAACUUAUGGCCAUGCAGGCAUAAGAAAACAGCAUAAUGACAGUUUAUUAAUGAUGCAAGCAACAUAAUUUAUAGAUAGGCAUAUUCCUCUCCUGGACAUGACCAAGGGUUAUGUUCUCAUGAGCUUAAUAUAGCCGGGUAUAGAUCAAACAUUGUUUAUUAUAUUCAGAGCAUUCCACACAGUAUAUAAGUAAUAUAUCAUUAGUUGUAAUCUUUAAUUAUUGUUAACUGAUCAGUGGUUAAAGACAUACCUCUUCACAUGGCAGAAAAACAUUGUGGAGAACCAUUAGGUUACUUUUAUUUUACAGGAGUUUGCAUAGCCACAUGUAUAUCAAAUGUCUCUAAUCAAACUGUUACAUAAUUGUGGAACUGCCCAACAGUUGGCAUGUACUUUGGAUCUAUUAUAUAGAUUCAAGUAUACAGUAUUCAAUAUUAUACAACUUAAUUGUUUGAGAAUAAAGAUCACACAUGUACAAUCUUGUUUUAUUUUUUCCCCAUCCACUUAAGGACGUAACAUGUGUUUAAAUAUACAUUAUACAUUGAAUAUAAAUUAAUUUAACAUUAACUUAGUUAAAUUACCGUUAUUUAUUUAUAGCCAUAGAAAAUGACAUUAGUGCAGAAGAUGACAGAGCACAGGUUGUGAAAAAGCAGAGGCAUUCCCCCUGUGAAAACAAGCUUGGACUCCAUUGUGCCCCCCCCCCCCCUCCCCCAAUGUAGAGUCUGACUCAUGAUAAUCAUAUAUUUUGUUUGUUAAUGCCUGCAAUGCAGUGAAGAAGACUACAUGACAACAAUAAUGUUUAAUGUACCUGGCCCCUCUAGCAGUACAACUGUUCCUAUCUUGGCCCCUCCAGUUGAAAUUGUAGAACCCACCUGGCAAGAUGG
Messenger RNA from Hypomesus transpacificus, 3703 nucleotides. Its product is annotated as serine protease FAM111A-like. The transcript has 4 exons. NCBI's taxonomy places the organism in Eukaryota, Metazoa, Chordata, Actinopteri, Osmeriformes, Osmeridae. The record is from RefSeq and is a predicted model, not a curated record. Bases 587 to 2587 code for a protein of 666 amino acids.